AUGGCCAAGGCAAUGGAAGCGCUUUUGGCAGUGGUCUUGUUGCUGUUUUGUGGUGAGUGGCAGCUGGUUCGUGGAGAAUUCGAUUACAGAGAUGCUCUAUCUAAGUCUAUCCUCUUUCUAGAGGCCCAACGAUCCGGUAAACUCCCACAAUCUCAGCGAGUAAAGUGGAGAGGAGAUUCUGGCCUCACAGAUGGGAACUUGCAAAACGUUGAUUUAGCCGGGGGUUACUACGAUGCAGGCGAUAAUGUGAAAUAUGGGCUUCCCAUGGCAUUCACUAUCACCACACUCGCUUGGGGCACACUGGAUUAUGGGAAAGAGUUGAAAGCUGCAGGAGAGAUUCAGAAUGCAAGGGACGCUAUUAGAUGGGGAACUGACUACUUUCUCCAGGCUAGUGCAACUCCAAAUCAAUUAUGGGUUCAGGUGGGUGAUCCCCAGGCAGACCAUAAUUGUUGGGAGCGUCCAGAAGAUAUGGACACUCCUCGAACUCUUUACAAGAUUGAUAAAGACACCCCUGGAUCAGAAAUUGCUUCAGAAACGGCCGCAGCCUUGGCUGCCUCCUCCAUUGUUUUCAGAUUCAGAAACCCUCGUUACUCACACCUUCUCCUCCAACGUUCUCAAUCACUCUUCAGUUUUGCCGAUCGAUACAAGGGCACCUACGGAGGAGAGUGUCCAUUUUAUUGCUCUGUUUCAGGCUACAAUGAUGAGCUUCUCUGGGCUGCAUCUUGGCUAUACAGAGCUACGAAAUCCCCAUAUUAUUCGAACUAUAUUAUCCAGCACGACGAUCUAAAGGCAUAUGUUAAUGAAUUCAACUGGGGCCUCAAAUAUGCUGGAAUUCAAGUGCUUCUAACAGACUUAUAUUUCCAAGGGGAAGCUCAAUUCUCAGCCUAUAGAAGUCAUGCAGAACGCUUUGUGUGUUCACUUCUUCCAGGCAGUGCCAUUCGUUCUGUUAAAACCACCCCAGGAGGUUUGAUGUAUGUUAGAGAUGGCGCCAACACUCAAUAUGUUACCAGUGCUGCUUUUUUGCUGGCAAGAUACAGUGAUUUACUGUCAACUAAGAAGCAAACAUUGUCAUGCGGCAACACUCUCUUUAAACCCAGCGACAUUAUGGGCUUCGUAAAGCUACAAAUUGAUUAUUUAUUAGGAAGGAAUCCUCUGGGCAUUUCAUAUAUGGUAGGAUACGGUUCCAAAUAUCCAAGGCAACCACAUCACAGAGGAGCAUCUGUACUUUCCAUUCAUCAACAACCAAGGAAGAUCAAAUGCGUUGAAGGUUUCAUGAACUGGUUUCACAAAGAUUCUUCCAAUCCAAAUACAUUAACUGGGGCAAUAGUGGGGGGACCAGAUAAAUAUGACCGUUUUGUAGACCUCAGGACCAAAUCUAGCAUGCUUGAACCUACAACAUACAUAAAUUCUCCUCUCGUGGGUGUUCUUGCAAAAUUGUAUAGAAUGACAUGCAAAACUAAUAGGGGGUUUUGA
This is a messenger RNA of Cryptomeria japonica (Japanese cedar), 1473 nucleotides long. Its product is annotated as endoglucanase 16-like. NCBI's taxonomy places the organism in Eukaryota, Viridiplantae, Streptophyta, Pinopsida, Cupressales, Cupressaceae. Gene Ontology annotation, molecular function: hydrolase activity, hydrolyzing O-glycosyl compounds. Bases 1 to 1473 code for a protein of 490 amino acids. Gene Ontology annotation, biological process: carbohydrate metabolic process. The transcript has 8 exons. The record is from RefSeq and is a predicted model, not a curated record.